Molecule: messenger RNA, 1068 nt
Organism: Panicum virgatum (switchgrass)
Lineage: Eukaryota; Viridiplantae; Streptophyta; Magnoliopsida; Poales; Poaceae
Product: 17.9 kDa class I heat shock protein
Exons: 1
Coding region: 254-727 (157 amino acids)
Biological process (GO): response to heat; response to salt stress; protein folding
Source: RefSeq, a predicted model, not a curated record
AUUCUCAUUCCGGCCAGGCGGGCGGAUCCAGCGGCGUCUUGUCCCAGCUCGAACACGUGAGAAGUCUCCAGAAUCUACUACUUUCUCCUCCACUUCCAUAGCUAUCCUUUUCCUCUAUAAAAUCUCCCCUCGCCGCGGCGACAAGAACCCAAGAAACACUCCAAGCAAACGAUCAGAAGCUAACCAAAUCACUCGAUCCUCACCCAAGAAUCCUCGAUUACUCAGAAACACCACUUCAGAAAACCCACCGACCAUGUCGCUGAUCCGCCGCAGCAACGUGUUCGACCCCUUCUCCCUCGACCUCUGGGACCCCUUCGAGGGCUUCCCCUUCGGCUCCGGCAGCAGCAGCCUCUUCCCCUCGUUCCCGCGCACCAGCUCGGAGACCGCGGCCUUCGCCGGCGCGCGGAUCGACUGGAAGGAGACCCCCGAGGCGCACGUGUUCAAGGCGGACGUCCCGGGGCUGAAGAAGGAGGAGGUGAAGGUGGAGGUCGAGGACGGCAACGUCCUCCAGAUCAGUGGCGAGCGCAACAAGGAGCAGGAGGAGAAGACGGACACCUGGCACCGCGUCGAGCGCAGCAGCGGCAGGUUCAUGCGCAGGUUCCGGCUGCCGGAGAACGCCAAGACAGAGCAGAUCAGGGCGUCCAUGGAGAACGGCGUGCUCACCGUCACCGUGCCCAAGGACGAAGUCAAGAAGCCCGAGGUGAAGUCCAUCCAGAUCUCGGGCUAGACAUCAUCGUGCCUGCGUGAUGAACCAUGCUGCUGCCCUCUGGAGUCCGCCUGGGUCGUGCUGCUGGUGAAAUAAAAAUCGGGUUCGACGUUGUGGUCUCGUGUAGUGUCAAGAGUCCGCGUGAUGGGCAUGUCGUCCCUGCGUCCGUCAUGGCAUGGUUUGAAUCCAGUUUGCGGUCAUUAGUGUGUCUGUAUUUAGUCUCCAUCUGGUAACGAACUCCAAUGUUGCUGUAAAUUCUCUCUCGUUUUAUUACCUGCUCAUUGGUUUGGUAAUUGAUCGGAGUCAUCGGAAUGUAGUGGUACUGAAAUCCUCAACUAAUUUAUUCACAAUUGGCUACGUCA